Messenger RNA from Culicoides brevitarsis, 399 nucleotides. RefSeq lists its product as uncharacterized. The record is from RefSeq and is a predicted model, not a curated record. The transcript is spliced from 2 exons. NCBI's taxonomy places the organism in Eukaryota, Metazoa, Arthropoda, Insecta, Diptera, Ceratopogonidae. The coding region runs from base 1 to 399 and encodes 132 amino acids.
AUGGAUGGACACGAGAUUGACUGUCUGAAUGACAUAAAUUCUAAAUAUGCGACUUUGGAGGUGCAAUUGGACCAAACUUUGUCAAAAAUCAAAGAAAAAGAAGAAAAUUUCAUUAAAAAAUACGAAAAAGCAAUCACUGGACGAGCUUCGAAAAACAACGAUGGAGCUAUGGACGAAUGUUUAACACUCCAAGAAGCCAGAAAACGAAAUUUGGAAAUACUCAAAAACUUGGAUAUGUUUAAGGCUCGUUUUCGAUCGCGAGCACUUUACAGUCCCGUUCAAACGCAAUUAGACAAACUCAAAAUAUUGUAUAAAGAGAAGAUGGAACAGGAAAGUAGUUCUGCUUCGUCAAGCAUUCCAACGAGCAUUAAGAAAACUUAUGGACCAACUUUUGUGUGA